AUGAGGCACAAGCUCAUUUUGAGCAGGCUCAGCAACGAUUGGAAGGCCCGACAGGCACAGAUGCUAGCCUACGGGGCACACCUCCGCCGCCAAUAUGAGGACAGAGUGCAAUAUUGGCGCUCGCGAGCCCAGAGUCGGAUCCGUGCUCUGAGCGUUCGACAGCUCAUGAAUGUGACGGUGAUCUUAGACUCCAUAGACCACGCGAAGCUGCGGUGGCCGCGCAGCCUUCUGCUUCAGUCUAAGGACUUCGCGUCAUUCGCCAGGCCGUACCUUACGUGCACUGGCGUCAUCAUCCACGGGCACCUCGCGAUGCUGGCGAUCUCUGAGAACCACGUCAGUGCCGACUCAUCUCGGACAACGGAGAUCGUCAUGCACGCCCUCGAGCGCCUACAGCGCAAGAUGAUCGACGUUCGCAUGAUCGAAUUGAUCCUGCAGUCGGACAACUGCAGCAAGGAAGGAAAGAACAACACGUUAUUGAGGACGUUGGCCGGCUUGGUGGCGUCGCGCAGAUUGGGCAGGUGUGAGUGCCGGUAUCUAGAAUCGGGGCACUCCCACGAGGACGUGGAUGCCUGGUUUGGCCAGUUGGCGGGGUUCAUAGAGCAGCACCAGGAUGUUCCCACUCCAGAAGCUUUCACGGAGCUCCUCACCGCCUUCUUGCACGCGCAGCCGCGCCAGAAUGAGGAGGAACGCGUGGUGGUCAAGUUAGACCAAGUCAGAGACUGGCGCUUCGGUCUUGACGUCACG
Messenger RNA from Symbiodinium sp. CCMP2456, 744 nucleotides. NCBI's taxonomy places the organism in Eukaryota, Dinophyceae, Suessiales, Symbiodiniaceae. The record is from the annotation of a GenBank genome assembly.